CUAGGUCCCUACGAUUUUGAAACUCACCUUCGUUGAAACAAAGAGAGACGAAAAGCGAGACUCGCAAGAAGACCAAAGAGAAGGGAUGCUUUUCGCGCGUUACGCGAGAUCUAGAAAGAUAUUUUUCAUCGCGUCGAACCGCGUAUAAACGGGAAACGCCUAAAAUGUCCACGAUGAGUGUCGUCUCGAACUCUUCCGUCGAGGUGGACUCGGAUUCCUCGAACGACGUGUCGAGCAAAGACGACAGCAGUGCCGAAAGGAAGUUUAUCCUACGCAACGAGCUAUACAACAGCUUGCUGGCGAGCGCGUUAGGCAAAACCGUGCUCAACAGGCAUCUCAAUUUCAAAGAGCAGGGAAUUAACUUCAAUCUAGCAUCCCUGAAGGACAACUUAAAUGCGCUCGGUGCACUGAAGGAGUUAAAGGACCUCAAGGGCUUGACCGUCAGCAGUGUGCCCGCCUUUCCGAGGAAUCUAGCCCUCCAUCGGGAAGAUCACGAUGAGAAAAAUUCGUUCGCAUGGUCCGAGGGUGGCGAAGAAGGCGGCGGAGGCGGCGGUGGAGGUGGUGGAGGAACGGGUGGGACCGGAACAGGUGGUACGGGCCCAGCGACCACCGGUGGUGGCGGACUGGCCCAUUGGGUCAGUGUUAUGGCGGAGCACAUUCACAAUCCGCACUCAGCCACUGGCGUCAGUGUUCACCAUCAACAACAAUCCCCACCUCAACCACCUUACCCAUGGAACAAUGGCCUUUCCAGUGACCAAUGCGCCCCGCACGACAAGGAAAGCGACUACUGGGGUGGCGGCCGGGGCGCGAAACAAGGUUACGAGCACUUUCUGUUGCAGGCGAAAAUGAACGCGGACCAUGGUCAGCUGCAGAAAGGCGAUGAGCAGUAUCGGGGCGCCGGCGGCUCGAGCAGCGGAAGUCCGCCAGCCAGUCUUCUGGUUGUUCCUCAGCCACUCACCGUAAAACCCUCCCAUCCGUCGCAUCUGAAUUCACAUCUUGGUGGGCCUCACUCCCAUCCACCGAGGAAGUACCAAUGCAAGAUGUGUCCGCAGAUGAGACAUCUAACGGCCUGCAGCCGUAAAAUAGACGUUCAGUCCAGAAGCGCCGAGGGCGGCGGGGAGAAAGGAGACACGAGCGAACGAGCGAAGAUGGAGUGA
This is a messenger RNA of Pogonomyrmex barbatus (red harvester ant), 1157 nucleotides long. RefSeq names its product zinc finger protein rotund. Gene Ontology annotation, cellular component: transcription regulator complex; chromatin; PcG protein complex. The record is from RefSeq and is a predicted model, not a curated record. Gene Ontology annotation, molecular function: RNA polymerase II cis-regulatory region sequence-specific DNA binding; DNA-binding transcription factor activity, RNA polymerase II-specific. Gene Ontology annotation, biological process: regulation of transcription by RNA polymerase II. Lineage: Eukaryota; Metazoa; Arthropoda; Insecta; Hymenoptera; Formicidae.